AUGCACUUCACGACCGCAACCGCCACCGUCUUCUUCGGACUCCUUGCAUCCGUCGCAGCUGGUCCUGUGACCUUGGACCAGCGAGCCGAGCUUCGUGCACCGACUGUACGCGACCUGACCAGAGCUCCCGGACUGGACAUUGCUGCGCUCGCCGAAGGUCUGCAGUGGAAGCGAGCGGGUGGAAACGAAACCGAAGGCGGCCAAGGUGGCAAUGGUGGUGGCAACUCUGGAGGUAGUGAUAGCGGAGACGAGUCGAGCGGCAGCGAUGACGGUGAAGACAGCAGCAACGGCGGCGACGAUUCAUCCAGCUCGGGCGGAUCUGGUGGCCAAAGUGGCAGCAACAGCAGUGGCAGCAGCAGCGGUGGCAGCAGCAGCGGUGGCAGCAGCAGCGGAGGCAAAGGCUCUGGCAGCAGUGGCAGCAGUAGCGGAGGCAAAGGCUCUGGCAGCAGCUCCGGUCACAAGGGCCACGGAGGCAAGGGUUCGAGUGGUUCGAGCGGCUCUAGCAGCUCGAGUGGGAGCUCCAAGGGUUCGGGCGGAAGCUCAAGCAGCUCAGGGAGCGAUAGCAGCAGCAGCGGAAGUAACUCCAACAGCAGCGGAAGCAGCAGCAGCAGCGAUUCUUCGAAUGACUCCGGCUCGAGCACCAGUUCCUCGUCUAGCAAGGGGAGCGGCCAGUCUAGCUCUAGUAGCGGUGGAGGCCAAUCUUCCUCAGGAAAGAGUGGAAAAGGCGGGAGCAGCUCCAGCUCGGGCAACGAUAGCAGCCAGUCAUCUUCUGGAAAUGAUGAUAACUCUUCCAGUAGCGACGGCAGCUCUUCCUCGAACAACAGCAACGGCUCAUCCUCUUCAGACGGCGAGACUUCUUCGGGCGGAAACAACAAUAGUAGCUCUUCUUCCGGCAGCGACAACAGCUCUUCUUCCGGCAGCGACAACAGCUCUUCUUCCGGCAGCGACAACAGCUCUUCUUCCGGCAGCGGAGGCAAAAGCUCUGGCAGCAGCUCCUCGUCUUCAGGCAAAGGAAAGGGUGGAUCUAGCUCGGGUAGCAGUGGAAGCCAGUCCAGCUCUGGAGAUGAUGACGAUGAGUCCUCGAGCAAUGGCAGCAGCGGCGACAGCAGUGACUCUGGGUCUAGCAGUAGCUCCAGUGACACAAACGAAGGUUCUUCUGAUGGCAGUAGCAGCGACAGUGCGGAGAAGCGUGCUUUCGAGAUUCGAGGCGCAGCCAGACGGGCUUAG
Messenger RNA from Macroventuria anomochaeta, 1227 nucleotides. RefSeq lists its product as uncharacterized. NCBI's taxonomy places the organism in Eukaryota, Fungi, Ascomycota, Dothideomycetes, Pleosporales, Didymellaceae. The transcript has a single exon. The record is from RefSeq and is a predicted model, not a curated record. The coding region runs from base 1 to 1227 and encodes 408 amino acids.